GUUGCAAAGGCUGAAGCUCCCUAUCUCUACGGCCUCUACGUGGAAUCAAACUAGCCCCAUAAAACACCCACGAAGAAGAAGACAAUCAAUUAUCUACCCCCAAGGCUUCUACGUGGGAGAGCAAGCUAUUAUUUAAAGCAAGAACAGGAACCCUGGGAGGCAUACAACAAAGGAGAAGGGAGGAACCUGCCAUCCCAACCCCCAGGCAGUACAUAGUGUGAGGUGUUCUUCUUUGCAAUGGGGAAAUAUAAAAGGCUGUCGGAGGAUUACUUCAGACUCACCAACCCCGUGGUCAUGUCUGCAGUGUGUGUUGGGGUGUACUUGUUGACGAUGGCUUGGCUGGACCCAGAGAACAUAUCACCAACUUACUUUGGCCGCGUUGCCGAUCUUGCCACCUGGAUUGGAACGGAGUACAAUAAUGGAUGCAAGCAGCUCCUGCUCUCGUCAGUGGCCAUUCAUGUGACGGAGAUGAUCGCAGCGCUGUACUACUGUGACAAGCUGAGGCUCAACCGCACAGUGACAAUAGCGUGGAUGGUUCAGACUCUCUUCUUUGGUAUAUUCUCUCUUUGGUAUCUCAUAUGGCCUCGGAGAGAACUCAAACCUGAACCUGUGUCAAAGUCUGAUUAAGAAAGUGUAAGUGAAAAACUACUACUGAUUCAGUUAAGUGUUUGGGGUUAUUUAUUUUAAUGACCUGUUAGUGUGUCCCAUUUUAAUUAAGGUACAGUCUGUUCAGUUUUAUGUGUCUUUAAUAUAUGUAAAUACAAAACA
Molecule: messenger RNA, 768 nt
Organism: Eriocheir sinensis (Chinese mitten crab)
Lineage: Eukaryota; Metazoa; Arthropoda; Malacostraca; Decapoda; Varunidae
Exons: 5
Coding region: 238-627 (129 amino acids)
Source: RefSeq, a predicted model, not a curated record